Messenger RNA from Hypoxylon trugodes, 651 nucleotides. Its product is annotated as CBD9-like protein. NCBI's taxonomy places the organism in Eukaryota, Fungi, Ascomycota, Sordariomycetes, Xylariales, Hypoxylaceae. Bases 1 to 651 code for a protein of 216 amino acids. The record is from RefSeq and is a predicted model, not a curated record. The transcript has 3 exons.
AUGCGUUGGAACUUUGGUUUGGCGUGCGUAGUCGCGCUUUUCAGUCUCGCAUCUGAGGCCGCCGGCGACGUAUUCCGUGACCCUGACACCGGGUUCACCUUCUCCCAAUACAGCGCCGCGACAACAACAGGCUCCGGCUCUGCCAUUACUUUCCGGGUCGCGAUCCCUAGUCCUGCUUCCUCGGGUCAACCGUAUGACGCUGUUCUUCAGAUUGUCGCUCCUAUUUCCGCUGGUUGGGUUGGCCUCGCGUGGGGUGGUUCUAUGACCAACAACCCUUUGCUCAUUGGUUGGCCGAAUGGUAACAGCGGUGUAGUGUCUGUCCGCCGCGCUACCUCCCACACAGCCCCAACAGCCUACACAGGCGCCACGGUACAACUCCUAAGCAAAGGCACCAAGUCGAACGGUACACACUGGCAGAUCACCACCAAGUGCACAGGAUGCACACAAUUCACGACUUCGGGCACGACAACCAAGACACUGAACCCGACAGGCAGCAACCGACUCGCGUUCGCAUACGCCAAGUCCAAGCCCAGCCAGCCCUCAUCCCCCUCCAGCCCCAUCAACGUCCACGACCUAUUCAACUACUGGGAGCACGACUUCGCCGCCGCCGGCAACGCCCAAUUCCAGGACCUGGUUGACCGGAACUUGUGA